This is a messenger RNA of Leishmania braziliensis MHOM/BR/75/M2904, 1026 nucleotides long. RefSeq lists its product as hypothetical. The record is from RefSeq and is a predicted model, not a curated record. Lineage: Eukaryota; Euglenozoa; Kinetoplastea; Trypanosomatida; Trypanosomatidae. The coding region runs from base 1 to 1026 and encodes 341 amino acids. Gene Ontology annotation, molecular function: protein binding. The transcript has a single exon.
AUGUCGCUCGAGGACGUUAUUCUCAGCAACGAUGUCGCAGGGGUAAGAGCCUUCGUCAAUGCAGCUGCCAACAACGCCGUAAAUGCGGUGAACAGGGAGGGCUAUGUUCCGCUGUACUUUGCGUGUAUGAAGUUGUCCGUGUCUCUGCCGGUGAUCGAGGAGCUGGUGCGACUAGGCGCUGCGGUCGACGGCAAGGGUGCCGACGGCGAGACACCCUUGUACAUUAGCGUGUACAAUCACCGUCUGGACGUGGUGAAGUACCUCAUCGCUUGCAAGGCAGAUGUGAACGCAGUGAACGGACCGCAUAGAGAAACUGCUCUGCACGUGGCGGCAAGAUGCGGGUUUGCAGACAUUCUGUCCUGCUUGCUGAGCUCCGGUGCCGACCUGAAUGUGCGCAACGCGCGACAAGAAACCCCUCUGUACGCAGCUGCGCAAGCUGGUCGCCACGACACCGUGUAUCUGCUACUCAAGUCCGAUGCAAACACUUCACUUUCGAACGAAGACGGCAAGACGCCGCUUUACAUCGCCUCUGAAAAGGAGUACAAGCACGUGGUCGUGCUUUUCAAGGCCUCCCACGACGACUUGACGCUUGCGAAGUCGCUCGCUGACUCAGAGUUGCGACUGCGUCCAGAGCCGAUGAUGUCGUCCGACCAGAUCCUGGACAAAGCCGCAGCUGAUCAACAGUUCGCAGCAGCAGUGCGUCGACGUUCUUCUGCUGGUGCGCCAGCGCCAGAGACGAAGCCGAUGGAGGUGGUUGAAAUCAAGGUGCCGGAGCCCAAGGUACGUAGGCACAACCCUCUGACGGGAGAGUCGUACGGCCCUUGCCGCACUCUGGAGGAGGUGGGCUACGAUUCGCCUCCGCCAAUUCCAACGGAGCUGCAGAACCGGCCACCGGCGAGGCUUUCGCGCGUUGGGGGCACGUCGAUGGUGGUCGGGACCGGCACGGAGGAAGGUGGUCGUGAGCCUAUUCGCAUCGAUUUGAUCGGUGGAGAUGUUUUUAAGUACUACGCGCCAUCCAAGAAAUAG